AUGGCUGACCUGAGCUUCAUUGAAGAUUCCGUGGCCUUCCCGGAGAAGGAGGAGGAUGAGGAGGAAGAGGAGGAAGGCGUGGAGUGGGGCUACGAGGAAGGUGUUGAGUGGGGCUUGGUGUUUCCGGAUGCUAAUGGGGAGUACCAGUCUCCCAUUAACUUGAACUCAAGAGAGGCUCGAUAUGACCCCUCACUGCUGGAUAUCCGCCUCUCCCCGAAUUAUGUGGUCUGCCGGGACUGUGAGGUCGCCAAUGACGGGCAUACCAUUCAGGUUAUCCUGAAGUCGAAAUCAGUUCUAUCAGGAGGUCCAUUGCCUCAAGGACAUGAAUUUGAGCUGUAUGAAGUUAGAUUUCAUUGGGGAAGAGAAAACCAGCGUGGUUCUGAGCACACAGUUAAUUUCAAAGCUUUUCCCAUGGAGCUCCACCUGAUCCACUGGAACUCCACCUUGUUUGGCAGCAUUGAUGAGGCUGUGGGGAAGCCCCAUGGAAUCGCUAUCAUCGCUUUGUUUGUCCAGAUCGGAAAAGAGCACGUGGGCCUGAAGGCUGUGACUGAAAUCCUCCAGGAUAUUCAGUACAAGGGGAAGUCCAAAACAAUACCCUGCUUUAAUCCUAACACUUUAUUACCAGACCCCUUGCUGCGUGAUUACUGGGUCUACGAAGGCUCUCUUACCAUCCCGCCCUGCAGCGAAGGUGUGACCUGGAUAUUAUUCCGAUACCCUCUGACGAUAUCCCAGCUACAGAUUGAAGAAUUUCGAAGGCUGAGGACACAUGUGAAGGGGGCAGAGCUCGUGGAGGGCUGUGAUGGGAUUUUGGGAGACAAUUUUAGACCCACUCAGCCGCUCAGCGACAGAGUCAUUAGAGCUGCGUUUCAGUAG
Rangifer tarandus platyrhynchus (Svalbard reindeer) is the source of this 873-nucleotide messenger RNA. The record is from the annotation of a GenBank genome assembly. Lineage: Eukaryota; Metazoa; Chordata; Mammalia; Artiodactyla; Cervidae.